Molecule: messenger RNA, 1386 nt
Organism: Ectocarpus siliculosus
Lineage: Eukaryota; Phaeophyceae; Ectocarpales; Ectocarpaceae
Source: the annotation of a GenBank genome assembly
AUGAUCAGCGGAGAUUCCACCGCGUCCCACAUGGGGAGCGUCAAGAAUAUUGAGAAAGCGAGGGAGAGAAGGACUUUCGAAGUUAUGCCGGGAUCUUCCGCCGCGGAUCUUCCGGAUGAGCUCCAAGAACAAACGCAGACCAUCCACCCCCGGAUGGGGUACGAUAUGUCUGAUAGCCUCUUCAUGCAGCACCAGGAGGCCGCCGGCAGAGAGAAGGAGUCCAGAAGGGCGUUGGAGGAGAGAGCUGCUCUGGAGGCAUUUCGCGCUGCAGCACUGAAGAAACCCUUUGAUCCCGCGGCAGCGGCCACUGGUGCUAAGGGGGACGGGGGAUCAGGAAGCGGCGCCGGCGGAGCAGGGGCGGACAGCAGACGGAAGGAACCACCACCACCGCUCGCGGGGAUAAAGCUCCGAAAGAAAAAUUCUCGUUCGGGCACAUCAUCAUCACCAUCACCAGCGGUAACAGCAUCAGGGGUUUCCUCUCCGCAAACAGUUGGUGGCCAGACCGUAGCAGAAGGAGAGUCACCAGGAGCGGGCGGGAAGAGAUCGGUCGACACUCAGGGCGGGGGAGAAGAGGGUGAAGGGGGGGCUGCGAAAAAGAGAGAGCGGGAGGACGGAGGAGCGAAGAAAAGUAAGAAGAAGAAAAGUUCCAAGAAGAGCAAGAGUAAGACCGGAAAACACAGCACGAGCGCCCACGAAGGUGGGGGCGGCGUGGGCGGAGAAAGUGGCAAGGGCGGCGCGGCGGCGGAGGCAUCGUCUGGGCUUGGGUUAGGGUUGGUGGCAUACUCGAGCGGGGACGAUGAUGACGAGGAAAGCUGAUGCGCGAUCAUGAUGGUUUUUGCGGGGGAAAAGGGUUCUACUAGUAUCGCGCCUGUGUUCCCCGCUGACUCAUGACGGAACGGCAUACACUAUCUGAUAUUGGUACCAUUAAAGAGAAAGCAAGCAAUCGCCCGAUACCUUCAUGUUCGUUCAUGGAGACGCACCAUAGUUUGGUUAGUCACUACUUCUAUUUAGACUGACAAAGGUUCCACGAGAGAUAUAAAAAGCUUGAAGUUGACCCACUCUCGCAGGAGAGACGUUGCGAACAUAGACCAUGUUCAGGCAUGAUAGAGCUUCUUGCUGUAGCGAACUGUGCAACUAAUGCCAUGUUGCAUGAUCAUCGUACAGGGUACCGUUGAAGGUAUUUGCGUGUCGAUAAAAGUCAACGAGUUAGACAACGGGUUCGGGUAGUUCGUAGCUGGGGCAUCAGAUGUAUGGAUUCUUGUGUCGCCAGCAAUCAGGGCAGGUGGGAAGAAGAGGGGCAACGGAGAGCUCUCGGUUUGGGUAUCUCGUGAUUGAUCAUUACGCACGAGAUAAUCGAACAUCGGCGAUAAACAUCUCAUAUCUCAC